Messenger RNA from Blumeria graminis f. sp. triticale, 1023 nucleotides. The record is from the annotation of a GenBank genome assembly. Lineage: Eukaryota; Fungi; Ascomycota; Leotiomycetes; Helotiales; Erysiphaceae.
AUGGUCUGCCUUCUCGCAAUUCUUUUAUACACGGGCCAGAGAUUAGCGCAGAAGCAUCGUUUGGUCAUCACAUCCACUGAGCCUAACCGUCCUAAUUAUCACAUCUAUGAAGCUAAUCAUGAGCAACCAUUUCCGGUGCCUGGCAGAGGCUCUAGUAUCUACAGAACUUUGGUCACUGUUGACGAGCCCGGCACUUAUGUAACGGUUUAUUGCUCCAUUAAAGCGACAAUCGAUGAUUUACGGGGAUUUGUUAGUGGAGGCUUGACAAGCUUGCCGAGCCGCAUCGAUAGAAGGUUUGAUAACGAUGAGAAGUCGGAAAAUGAAUGCUUGGAGUAUGUAAACAACCUCUAUUUUGACUCGAAGAGAAAAGCUGCAAAAGGUGGAACUCGAGUAAUUCAAGUACAAGAUCCAAAUCUAUUGCCUGUCUCACAUCUCAUCAAGACACACCAAUGCACCAAAAGACUCUUAAUCAGUUUGGCCUAUCAACGAAGAGUUUUAUGUGCUCAUGGGCACGGAUUCGUGACGACGUAUAGCGAUGAAAAUCUACCAACCAUAAAAUUUGAUGAGCCAGUGGAAAUAGCAGACGCAAUAUUUGACGGUCAGUUUGUUAUGCAACUGAGUGAAAACGGUAUCCGAGACGUCUUGGUAUGGAAUCAAGGCCAACUGCAAAGUUUUACGCAACGUUAUCCCUCUGGAAGCUGGAUGGAGCGUACUUAUAAUGGGAAUGAGCCACAUUCAGGAUUGCACAUAACCGAGUUAAUUAAAUCCAGUAACGCGCAAGUAAGUAAAUUUAUGAAUGAAUUCGCCACACUGGAAGAUACCGAAUGCGGUGGAUCUGAUUGUCUUUGGUUCCAGUCCAAAGCUUUCCGUAAGCCUAAAAUCUGCCGCGAUCGCAAAUUUAAACAUCUACAAAUAAGCGUGAAAAAAUUUGAUCCAAUACCAGCAGAGGGUAAUAUUGCUCAUAUUCGUUUAACAAAACCCAAUGACGAGGAUCAAGGAAUAAUUGUGAGAUCAAUUUCAUGA